Messenger RNA from Populus trichocarpa (black cottonwood), 1581 nucleotides. RefSeq lists its product as uncharacterized. The transcript has 3 exons. The record is from RefSeq and is a predicted model, not a curated record. Lineage: Eukaryota; Viridiplantae; Streptophyta; Magnoliopsida; Malpighiales; Salicaceae. The coding region runs from base 282 to 890 and encodes 202 amino acids.
GCGAGGCCUUUUAGCCCAGAAUGUCCAUCUCCUAUAAUUCGCUUCUCAAUUGCCCCUUGGUUUCCUUUUACUCACGGUCUUACAUUACAGGUUAUGAUAGUAAACAGCUACCGGAAACCUGAGAGCCAACGCUCCUCUCCUGCUCUCGGUUUCCCUCGCCCGCGUUUCCUUCGCUACCGCCGUUUGAGGUAACCGGUGAAAUAGAGUAACUGGAGGGAAAGAGAUUUUUUAUUGUAUUUUUUUAAUUUUUUCGUGUAAUACCCUUACUGUCGCUUACAAUUAUGCCUCCAACACCAACAAAGGGUUACCGGAGAGGAGGAGGACAGGAACUGGAAAGAAACAGGAAAAAUAGGUUAAAUGAGAAAGCGUUGUCGUUCCACGGGAAGAUACCGGCGGAAAUGCCGGAGGCGAGGAUUCGACGGCCGAAGACACUCCCGGACUUGCUGGCCGGAAAGAAUUUGCCUGCUACGGUACCGGAUGUGAGGCCGAAGUUAACGAAGGUUUUACUCAACGUGACUGUCCAAGGAAGCGUUGGUGCGGUGCAGGUUUUGAUGUCUCUUGAAUCCACCGUCGGCGAACUAAUCGCCGCAGCUAUCCAGCAGUACAUGAAGGAAGGCCGCCGUUCGAUCAUUGCCAACGACUCCUCCAGAUUCGACCUCCAUUACUCGCAGUUUAGUUUAGAAAGUUUGGAUAGAGAUGAGAAACUAAUGGCGUUGGGUUCAAGAAACUUCUUUCUGUGUCCAAAAAAAUCGGGGAUGGACGGUGCAAGCUGUAGUCGUGGUGGAGGAUUGACAACGACGUCGUCUCCGUCAUGCUCAAAAGAAGUUAAAGAGGAGGCUGCUAAAAGUGGGUUUCAUCCUUGGCUCAAAUUCAUGGAUUUCCUGCUGUGAUUAAUUAACCACCAGAUGAUGCCUGCUGGCUAAUUAGUUAUCAGAAUUACUAUUAUUAAUAGUCUUUUUUAAUGCAAAUCGUGGGUGUAAAAAUGGGUUUGGGGGGUAAAUUAGGUAUUAGACCGUUAGGUAUAUUUGUUAGGUCAAAUUAGAGCAAGAGAUUCUUGAAUGCAGUCGUGGAGUAGAAAUGUGCAGUGGUGGAUUGUUUACCAAAAAAAUUUUCCUCUCUAUGUUUUUGUUGCUUUGAAUCAAUGGAGAAGUGAAUGGAGACAGGGGACCAGCGAUACUUGAAUAAGGAAGCAUCGACUGAAGCGGCUGAACUCAGAACAGAUAAUAUCGCAAGGAGUCCUUUGAAGACAGCCCAUCGUGAGUGAAAUGAAAAGAGAGUUCCCCCCACUUGCGACUUGAUUGGUCCCCUUCCACUUCCCCCAUUGUCAACUCGCUUGCCCCGGCGUGAAGAACUCUCCUACAUGGCCCCAAGAUCGUCUUCGUCUUCCAACUCAAUUCGAAGACCUGAUAACGGCAUCAUCUACAUGCUGACCUUUUAUAUUCUCACUCUCGAGGCAAAGGUAACCGCUACCUGUCUCUGGAGCCCUAGCUCGAAGCUUGUGAUUUAAUUUUCUAUCCGAGUUUAAUUUAAUUUUUUAGAUUUUAAACUCUAAUUUAUAUUAAAAUAUAUAUUUUUCGUCUA